This is a messenger RNA of Athalia rosae (coleseed sawfly), 819 nucleotides long. RefSeq lists its product as uncharacterized. Bases 1 to 819 code for a protein of 272 amino acids. Lineage: Eukaryota; Metazoa; Arthropoda; Insecta; Hymenoptera; Athaliidae. The record is from RefSeq and is a predicted model, not a curated record. The transcript is spliced from 2 exons.
AUGAACACGAAGAAUUCUGUUCUGAGGCGCGAUAUCCAAAGCAAAGGAAUCGUUACACUACCGAUCAAGGACGCGAAACCACUGCGAAGUACUUCAAUUACAGAAUACGGGAAGCACAGGGAUAGCGUGAGCAAUGCGAUUCAUCCUCUGGUAAAAAACGGAACGUCAAUGAUAAAUUCUUAUAUCGAAAAUAAUUGCGUAAGAAUAGGGAAGGAAACCGUGGAGACGCUUCACGAACCUUCGACUUCGACUUCGGUCUUAGGACCGGGCGAAGACCGAAAAAAUCACCGUCAAUUACACAUGUUUAGCUCCGAUACGAUAUCAAAAGAUCCAACAAAGUCAGACCCUCCUAUGAAUCCAACAUCGAAUCCAAUUAAUGACGAAUCAUUUUCCAGUAAGCCUAAAAGGCCGAUCCAAAUUCAAUUGAAUCCCAAUAUUCCUCGUCAAAAAGACGCCGAGAAUCCAAUCGAUGAUGAGUCAUCCUCCAAUAAGCCUAACGGGCCGAUCCCAUUUCAAUUGAAUUCAAAUAUUCCUCGUCAACAAGACGAUGAGAGUCCAAAUAACGAUGAAAAUAAUUUAAAAAAUAAUGUGUCACGACUAAAUAUUGAAAUUUCAGGAGAACCUUCGAAUAACCUUAACAAUGAAAGAAUUGAUACAGGAAUUAAAAAACUUAUGCGAAUAAAUUAUUUGGAUAAUACGGAAAACAAUAUAAGAAAUAUACGCGAAGAACGUUAUGACAAAAUGAUAAAUUCACUGCGAUUAGAACACUUGAAUCAGGAAGAAAAGGGAAGCGUUAACGAAUUAAUUAGGAAAAAUUAA